Messenger RNA from Dermatophagoides pteronyssinus (European house dust mite), 1555 nucleotides. RefSeq lists its product as uncharacterized. The record is from RefSeq and is a predicted model, not a curated record. Gene Ontology annotation, cellular component: membrane. NCBI's taxonomy places the organism in Eukaryota, Metazoa, Arthropoda, Arachnida, Sarcoptiformes, Pyroglyphidae. Gene Ontology annotation, molecular function: G protein-coupled receptor activity. Gene Ontology annotation, biological process: G protein-coupled receptor signaling pathway.
GUUUAAUUCUGAAUUGAUUGAAUGAUUUGUUUGGUUUUGUAAAAAAACAUCAACAACAAAGAUAAUUUUAAAAAAAAUGAUUGAAUCAAAUCAAGGAGUUAUUGGCCAUAAUUUUGGUCAAACACAAUUUCCACGAAAUCAUCUUCAUGAUCAACCUCAUCAUCAUCAUCAUAAUGAUAAUAUUUAUUCAUCUAGUCAAUCAAAUCAUUCAAUGAUUUUAUCAUUAUUAUUGAAUAAUAAUAACAACAACAACAACAAUAAUACCUCGACAAUAUCACCAUUAUUAUUAAUUAAUUAUACAAAUAUUAUUACAGAUCAACAAACCAAUAUAAUGAGAAUGAUGAUUAAUAAUAAUCAAAAUAAUCAUAAUGAUGAUAAUAAUCAAAUUUUAAUUAAUGAUGAUAUUAAUAAUAAUCAAAUUGAUAAUAAUGAUAAUUUAUGUCAGUUGCAUGCACCGGUUGAAAUGUUAGAUGAAUGGAAACAAUUAUUAUUCGGUUCAUCAAUAUUCAUAACAGCAAUUAUUACAUUUUUAUUAAAUUUAUUUGUUAUUAUUACAUUGAUUAUUAAUCGUUAUUGUAAUUUUGAUCAAUCCGGUAGCCGUCAGAAUAGUUUAUCAACAACAACAACAAUACCGGCAGCAGCAGCAGCAGCAGCCACAGCAACUAAUAAUAAUAAACAAAUGAUAUCAAAUGAUACAAUUGUUGUACAUCGUGUUUCAUCAAUAUCAUCAUCCAAAUCAUCAACAACAACAAUAAAAUCCUUUUCACAUACACAACAAUCAUUUAUAUCAUUAUCAAUAUCGGUUAUAUUAUAUAGUUCAAUUUGUGUACCGGCAAUGUAUUUGGAAACAAUUGAACAAUUACCAACAACAUGUUCAAAUUGUUUUAUAAUAACAUCAUUAAGAUUUGGUUUUUAUGUUGCACCGAUUGCAUCAUCAUUUAUGCAUCUAUUAAUGGCAUUUGAUAGGUAUGUUCUUAGAUAUCUUGCCAUAAAACAAUGUUAUCUAUUUCAAUCAUAUUGGUAUCGAAGACAUUAUACAUUCUGUAUUGUAUUGGUAUGGAUUGCAAGCACAUUGAUUAUAAUUCCAUUUUUUUGGUACCAUAAAUUUGGACGUACAAUGCAAAUAUUAUUAACAUUAAUGCGUUUAAUGUUAACAUUUUCAAUACCAUCAUUAUUAACAUUAUAUCUUUAUCUAAGUAUUGCUUGUGAAUUAAAACGUGUUGCUAGUACAACAAUAAUUGUAACACCAUUUAUAACAAAUAAUCGUUUGAUUUUAAAACAUCGUGAAAUUAUUGCCAAAAUUAUUUUACUUGCAUUAAUACAUUUUUUAUGUUGGUUUCCAUUUUCGGUUAUGGAAUCAUUGAAUGAUCUGUUUCCAGAUCUAUUUAGUCAAUGUAAUUUUCAAUUACAAACAUAUUAUUGUACAAUGGCAAUAUUAAUUUUAUUUACAUCGAUGAGUGGUAUUGCAUAUCCAAUACUUUAUUGUUUUGUAUCAAGUGAAUUUCGGAAAAUUUUUAGCCAAAAAUUGACAAUAUUUUCAUUUUUUACCUAUUAA